This is a messenger RNA of Talaromyces rugulosus, 3156 nucleotides long. RefSeq lists its product as uncharacterized. Gene Ontology annotation, biological process: proteolysis. Gene Ontology annotation, molecular function: serine-type endopeptidase activity. NCBI's taxonomy places the organism in Eukaryota, Fungi, Ascomycota, Eurotiomycetes, Eurotiales, Trichocomaceae. The record is from RefSeq and is a predicted model, not a curated record. The transcript has 6 exons. The annotation marks the transcript as partial.
UUCAGAUAUGAAAGAGGGGCAAUCCCCCUCGGCUCCUACGCAGCCAAAUACCCAUCUAUCUUGCAAAGAAAUCAAAACGUUACCACUCCAGGGAGAAAUUCAACUGGAAAUUCAACCAUCCCGGGGGGAAACUCCACCAUUGGAGGUAACUCAACCACCCCUAGGGUCAGCACUUGGAUAUCCAAGUUCCCGACACCAGCUCAAAACUCAACUCCAAAAGCACAACCGAGCCCUGUCGCAAACUCGACCACCCCUGGAGUCAGCAAUAAGUUCUCGACACCAGCUCAAAGCUCAACUCCAAAGGCACACCCGAGCCCUACGGCAAAUUCGAAUGGCAGCUCUCGAGGAACGCCACAUCCAACUUCAACAUUUGCCUCUGGAAAGUCCCCUGGACAUGCAGGUACAUCCGCAAAAAGUUCAACUCCUGCUUCAAAGCCUACAUCUACAGGUACAUCAGCGAAAGGUUCAACUCCUACUUCAAAGCCUAUAUCUGCAGCUACAUCAGCGAAAAGCUCAACCCCUGGAAAAGCGUCACAGGCUACGUCACAUCCAGAUUCACCGUCUUCUGCACAGUCACCCCCUCCAAACGCCUCCAGCCCCGGAAGUCUGCCAGCAUCAAUACCUUCUUCUCAUGUGUCUACAAGCGGGUCUCCGGCAACAACAUCACAGCCGACUUCUACGCCUAAUCCACACCCAUCCCAUGGUGACACCUCGGCAACUGACUUGCCAGUAUCUACUGAUCCCUCCUCUACUGGCUCAGUAGGUCCAUCACAGACGUCAAAUGCCACCAUCUUCCCAAUACUCUUUGGUGGACUGUACAAGAACAGAAAUACAGUUUUAGACGAUGACAAACACAAGACAGACUAUGUGAAUCAGAUUCACGACAGCAGGACAAAAAUCAAAAACUACCUAGACUAUUUACCUAACAAGCCUGACACUAAUAGUGUCCAAUGCUCAAGUAACAAACGCAAACGAAGUUUGAUAUCCGACAUUGCCGGUUUCGCGGGAAAUGUUGUGAAACUUGUUACUUGCGCAGACCAGUUAUUGGACAAUUUAGAUGGUGUUGUCAAAGGCGUUCAUCCGUCUAUUAAUGACAUUGACACAUUGACUGGUGCUAUUAAUGUGAUUGGAGAUGACAUCAACACAGACAACAAAGACAACACAAAUGACAACCAGCCAAACGAAUCCGAGAUAAAAAAUUUUGAACAAGAGCUUACAGAACAACUUGGUGAGGGCAAUUUCAACACGACACGUGGAAGUCCGCAGCUCGGGGUGGUUUUCUGGUCGGCCUGGCUGAAUUCCAGCCAGGUUGAAGAGUUCAGCAACAGCUCUGUGGUUUCUGGCAUCGUAGAGGACCAGGCUUUAUCAACAACCGGUUGGGCUCCAUACGACAUAACAGGCGGCCCUUAUCCAUCACCUAGGAGUACCAACACGUCUGAUAUUUCUAAAAGAGCCAAUAGCAGUCGUCUAAUUUCCCAGUACGACGCUUUGGCUUCAUUGCGGGUGGUAUCCCAGCCACAUAACGUGACUAUUAUUGAUCUCACCGAUGAUUACAAAUAUAAUUCUGCUGCAGGUUCGGGAAUCACGGUCUACCUUAUCGAUACGGGGGCUAAUCCCCAAAAUUCCGAAUACUACUCAAUGCCAGGGACUAAACGGUGGAUGUUCCCUCAAAAUGCCGGCGAGCCAGGCGCUGUUAUUAGAACACAGAGCGACGAACAAAACCACGGAUCUUGUGUCCUUUCCAAGAUAGCGGGCCCAAAGUACGGUGUUGCUAAAGACGUCGAUGUAGUAAUAGUCAAGGUUCCAACGGCAGCCAUGCAAGAUACAGUUAUGGCUUCAGGCAUGUUGGAAUUAUUGGCCGAAGUUAGCGAGGACAUUGCAAAAAAUAAACUUCAAGGAAAAGCAGUCAUCAACUUUUCUGGAGGAAGUUUUGACCCCGUCAGGUUGAGUUACAUAGCAACGCUUCGCGGUAUACUAAGAUUAGAUGUUCCGAUCGUUUGCACUGCCGGCAAUUUUGGAGAAGAUGUAGCCAUAGAGCACUGGCCAGCGGCAUAUGCUGAUAGGUACGAUGGUAUUAUUGUUGUGGGAGCUUCAAACAACGACGGGAUUAAGCAAGAUUUUUCUCAACCCGGGCCUGUUGUGUCGAUCUACGCUCCUGGAUUUAAUGUUACGUGCGCAGACAGCAUCCAAGACAAUAUCAUCCGCUAUUCAGGGACGUCCUUGGCGGCGCCUGCGGUAGCUGGCCUAGCUGCCUAUUUCAUGUCAAUACCAGAAUUUGAAUCUGAAAUACAGCAACAAGGUCGUGUUGCCGGCAAUGUCAAGAGACUUAUUACAAGACUGGCGUACCCGAGACAUGGAGGUGUGCCGGUCCUAUGGAACCGUGAAAACAGCGAUAGUUGUGUCAAUUUUCAACGCCGAGAUGGAUCAUCUGCAAAGGUUUGUUCAGUUCGCACAUCGACGAAGCCAACAUCCACGAAGCCAACAUCCACGAAACCGGCCUCAACGAAACCAAUACCAAAAGCCACCUCUACAGAUGGGGUGAAAACAUCUCACCAUGCUCAACCACCACCACCCAUCACCCAUUGUAAUGCUGUCUUUGUGCCUCCCAAAACGAUUGCGAGGAGUACAUUUACUGCGGCAUCAUAUUGCGCGUGCAAUGGAGGCUGGCUGCUCGAUUUGGGCACCACUGUUGGCGCUAACCACUAUACCACAUAUACGUGCAACGUCGGUACAAAAUCAACUAUGGCUGUGGGUAACGUGGCGCACACAACGACUACAUCCGCCGACUCGACAACGACGUGCACUGCACAUGUCACGCAAAAAGUGUCUGAAAAGGAAUCAGACGCCCCUCCAAUUUCUCUAACUGUGAAUAUCACCAAUGAAAACGUUGGUCAAAUUGGCUACAAUAGCGGCAAUCUAAAUUGGGCAAAUAAAUUCAAUGUAGGCGGUCUCCCCUGGGUCUUAGUACUGACUCCAACCACUGGUGAUCCCAACAACAACGGUCAAGGCGGACAAAAUUUACCGGAAUGGAGGAAUGGCCCUCUUGUUUUUGCGUAUUCCCGCCUUAUUUGGGAUAGUAAAUCGGAGAAUUGCGAUGUUGUGACACACGAUGAUUUGUCCACUCGGGUGAUGAAUUGUAUAUUCGAGUGUCCUUAA